Messenger RNA from Neocloeon triangulifer, 1984 nucleotides. RefSeq lists its product as uncharacterized. The transcript is spliced from 6 exons. Lineage: Eukaryota; Metazoa; Arthropoda; Insecta; Ephemeroptera; Baetidae. The record is from RefSeq and is a predicted model, not a curated record. The coding region runs from base 81 to 1472 and encodes 463 amino acids.
GUCAGUUCGUUGGUGCCAUCAGACUCGCACAUCUCACUCGCAAAAUUUAAUCAUAAAUCAAAAGUUUCAAAUUUAGAAAUAUGCGUAGAUCGGGCUUGACCGCUUUGGCAGCCCUCGUGCUGGUCGUGUCAUGCGCGACCGCCGCCUCGCUCGGUCCCAACGACCACAAUCGGCCCAAGAAGUUCUUCCGCGGGCACAACAAGAAGGGACUGAGACACAAAGUCAACGUGGACGACUACCUGGCAGCGCCGUCCAACAAUUUUGAAUCGCCAGUCAGCUUUUUGACGCCGCCGGCGGGCAAUUCCAGACCAGUGGACAGAAGGCAGCGUUCACCUUUUGCCCAGCAGAAGCAACAAUCGCCAAGUGGAAGUCCGAAUCCAACCAGGCAGUCCAGAUUUUUGUCGCUAUUUUCUGUGGUGCGUUUUGAGAACCUCGAGUGCGGCGCCGUCUCUGGCGACAACGGCACCUGUCUUGCGGCCCGCGAGUGCCUCGAUCGAGGCGGAGUGGCGAGCGGUCCUUGCGCUGGUGGUUUUGGAGUGUGUUGCGUGUUCAUUGUGACUUGCGGCCAAACGACCUUCCAGAACUCCACCUACUUUGUCAACAGCGGCUACCCUGGACCUUACGAUGGCACCGGAUCUUGCCAACUGACCAUUCAUAAGAGGCACCCUGACAUUUGCCAACUGAGACUUGAUUUUGAUCAGUUCAUGAUUGGAGGGCCGGAAAUAGUGAAUCACGUCUGCAGUAAUGAUCAGUUUAUUGUCUCCGGAGGCAGUCCCGUUCCAGCGAUUUGCGGAACCAACACUGGAAACCACAUGUACGUUGAUGCUGGUGCUGGUUACACUAGUCCAGUGACCCUGACCUUCGUGACCUCAGGCCCAGCCUUCCCCCGCAACUGGAAGGUGCGAAUCUCGCAAAUCCCCUGCAUGAGCAAUUACAAGGCUGAGGACGGCUGCCUGCAGUACUACACCGGCGUCACCGGCCAAAUCCGGUCCUUCAACUACGACUCGGGCAUGGGCCUGCAACUCAGCAACCAGGACUACAGCAUCUGCAUCAGGAUGGAGCGAAACUUCUGCGGCAUCCAGUACAUCACUGCCCCUGACCCAGUGAACAACAGGUCAAGGUCGUUCAGUUUGAGCGGCCAGACGACAGGCCAGAACCAGGUGACCUCAAUGGUGGGCUCCGUGGGACCCAAUUCGUGCAACGGCGACUGGAUCAUCAUCCCUUGUGCGGCCAACGCAGGUCGGGCGCCGAGCAUCGAGCCCACGUGUACUGACCGUAUUUGCGGUGGCACCUUCAACUCCGAGGUCUCCACGGUGCCUGCCACAGUUUUCAGUAAGACCGGAUUUAAAAAUUUGCAAAACUUCGUAAUUCAUCAAAUUUUUCCACAGGCACGGUCAAACCCUUCCGAAUCAUCUACCACACAAACAACAUCGAGUUUCCAAACGACCAGUCAAAUAGAGGUUUUGCAUUAAACUACGUCCAGCAGCCGUGCAGCAACAUUCUUAAUUAAAAAAAUAAUUGUUGCAAAGAGGUUUUUGAAACCAAGGCUGACGUGGAAAUAUCUUGCUCAGUUAAAUUAAUAUUGUUUAUAUUUCUUCAAAAACUUGAAAUUUCUUUGGUAUUUUUUUUUAAAUUAUUUAAUUUUCCAGUAACUUCUGCGGAUCAAAUUCUUAAAAUGCUUUAAAUUUUCAAGAAGUAAAAAACAUUUCAAUUUUAUAAAGACGAUUGUGAAAAAAUUCUUAUAUGGCAAAAAGUUAUUAGAUAGAUCUCAAUUUUGAUUUUAUUGUGCUUCAAGUUUCUUUCAUAUCUCGGAUCAUAUCUGUUGUUUCUCUUUUUUGUCAAUAUAUCUAUGAAAACGCUACACCAAUGUCAAACGAAGAAAAUACUCGUCAGAUUUGACGAGCUAAUUUAUUGUUAAAUUAAAACAAAAAUACACUUUGUUACAGAUGCAUAAUAUAAUAUAGUAAUUAUUUAAUAAAAUAUA